This is a messenger RNA of Rangifer tarandus platyrhynchus (Svalbard reindeer), 381 nucleotides long. NCBI's taxonomy places the organism in Eukaryota, Metazoa, Chordata, Mammalia, Artiodactyla, Cervidae. The record is from the annotation of a GenBank genome assembly.
AUGCUGUGGACACUCCAGCCGGGCUGUGUCCUCAGACAGAACGCAGAGAAGACAGAGCGGGUGGGGACCCCAGGUCUUGUGUCCUGCCAUCCUGAAGCUGGCGGCUUCACGUUCACCUGCCCUGAGCAGCCCUUCCUUUCCUACGGGCUCUGCGGCAAGAGCCCCAGCGGCACAGCAACAUCCAGAUCCACUACUAACAAGCUCGUCUUAGCGAGUUCCGGUGCUGCAUCUAAACUCGCAUCCCUCAGUAACAGAAACACUAGAAAUGAGAGAACCAGCCUCAGGGAGACAACCAGCCAUACAGUAACACUGGAGGCUGAUCCACAAAUCAAGGGAAAUGUUCUCCAGCCUCUGUCCCCAGUUUCAAAAAAUCAGGAAUAA